Molecule: messenger RNA, 918 nt
Organism: Lacerta agilis (Sand lizard)
Lineage: Eukaryota; Metazoa; Chordata; Lepidosauria; Squamata; Lacertidae
Gene: RPS6
Product: ribosomal protein S6
Exons: 6
Coding region: 115-864 (249 amino acids)
Biological process (GO): translation
Cellular component (GO): ribosome
Molecular function (GO): structural constituent of ribosome
Source: RefSeq, a predicted model, not a curated record
GGCGGGCCCUUCCAAACUCUCGCGAGAUGCCGCGCGGGAGCCUCUGUGACUUCCGGCCGAGCGGAAGCGCGUCCUCUUUCCCGUGGCGGACCCGAGGCGAGCUGUGCCGGCGCCAUGAAGCUGAACAUCUCCUUCCCAGCCACCGGCUGCCAGAAACUCAUCGAAGUGGAUGAUGAGCGCAAGCUGCGCACCUUCUACGAGAAGCGCAUGACCACGGAAGUCUCCGCGGAUGCUCUCGGCGAGGAGUGGAAGGGAUAUGUUGUCCGCAUCAGCGGUGGCAAUGACAAGCAAGGCUUCCCCAUGAAGCAGGGGGUCCUGACUCACGGACGUGUCCGCCUGCUUCUCAGCAAGGGCCACUCAUGUUACCGCCCUAGAAGGACUGGAGAAAGGAAGCGCAAAUCUGUUCGGGGUUGCAUUGUUGAUGCCAAUUUAAGCGUCUUGAAUUUGGUCAUUGUAAAGAAAGGUGAGAAAGAUAUUCCUGGACUGACUGACACCACUGUGCCUCGCCGGCUUGGUCCCAAGAGGGCUAGCAGGAUCCGAAAGCUGUUCAAUCUCUCCAAAGAAGAUGACGUCCGUCAGUAUGUUGUGAGAAAGCCAUUGAACAAGGAAGGCAAGAAGCCCAGGACCAAAGCACCCAAGAUCCAGCGCUUGGUGACUCCCAGGGUCCUGCAACACAAGCGCAGGCGCAUUGCUCUGAAGAAGCAGCGUACGCAAAAGAACAAGGACGAAGCUGCAGAAUAUGCCAAGCUUCUGGCUAAAAGAAUGAAGGAGGCAAAGGAAAAACGGCAAGAGCAAAUAGCCAAGAGGCGUAGACUUUCUUCUCUGAGAGCCUCCACAUCUAAAUCCGAAUCAAGCCAGAAGUAAAUGAGGAACUGUGUUCCUAAAAACAUUAAAUAAAACUUUUAUGGUGAGAUGGAA